GUGACAUUAAAAUGUCAGUCAGUCAAACAAAAGCAUUGGCAACAUUGAAAUGAGCUGUCAAGACGUUUUAGCUUUGAGAGAAUGUAGAAACAAUUGAUUUUACACGUUUUAUAUAGUUGUUUUUCUGAAAUUAUUUACUUUGUUUAUGAAGAUAAAAUAUCUAGCCGUUUAACUGUCACAUAAUGGCAGCCACGGCUCAAAGCGAUUUAUCGAUCGCCGAGCUGAAGGCUGAGAUCGAGAGGCUUGGCCGCGAGCUCGAUCAAGCCAGCAGCGAGAAGAUCCAGUCGGCACAAUUGGGUUUAGUACUGCUGGAAGAAAAGAGCUCCCUGCAGCAACGAUGCGACGAAUUGGAGAGUCUUUACGAGAACACAAAACACGAGCUGGAAAUCACACAAGAGGCUCUUAUGAAAUUAGAUACAACACAGAAAGUAACGACCCGGAGUGGAAUAGAGCAAGAAAAUGCUCUCCUCAACGAGUCCGCUGCUAUGGAGAGCUCACUCACUCUUCAGAUCUUGGAGCUGGAGAGUGAAUCUAAACAGUUACGUCAUGAGUUGGAUCGCGUUGUAAGUGAGAGGGAUCGCUUGCUGGCCGAGAGUUCGGAGUUAGGGCAGGACAAGGCGACGCGGGAAUCUGAGCGAGCUGCCCUAAGGGCCGAGCUGAGGGAAGCCAGGCAACGGGAACAGAGGCUGCUGGUCGACAUCGGAGACUUGGAAGACGAGAAUAUAUCGCUACAGAAACAAGUUUCAGCGUUACGAUCAUCACAGGUUGAAUUUGAAGGGCUUAAACAUGAAGUCAGACAGUUACGUGAAGAGGCUGAGAAUGCGCGAGCUAUGGCUGAGGAGACGGCAGCGCUGCGCCGCAUCGCUGAGCGACAGCUGGCUGAAGCGCUUGAAGCGCUACAGGCGGAAAGAGAAGCGAAGUUCGCUGCAAAGAAGGAGCUCGAUGCUCACCUCAGCAGGGAAGCUGCAUACAAUAUCACCAACUUGGCUUACAGUAUACGAGGUAUGCCAGAAGAUGGUACAGAGGACGAAGGUGAACCCGGUGGUUCAUCAUCAGCCGAGCUUGCCACCGCUAUGGGAGACCACCACGCCGACCUCUUCUCCGAAGUACACUUACACGAAAUAUCACGACUUGAGAAGCAACUCGAACAAGCACACAACGAAAAUAGCCAGCUUCAGUCGUCGAUGCGCGCGGCGCAGGUGACGGCGGAGACAGAGAGCGCGGCGGCCGCGUUACUGCGCGCCGGACUCACGCGCGCCGCCUCGCGCGUCUCCGCGCUACAUGCGCUACAUGCAGACUGCGCGCCCAUCGAAGACGAGAAGGUGGACUCUGGUGGUGUAUCAGCCCGUGCAGCGAAGUGGCUGACAUGGUGGCGCGUGUCUGGCGGCGAGCUGUCGGGUCUGGCGGCCCUGCUCAGCGAGCUGGGCAGCGGCGCGGCCGGCGCCGACGGGUCCGCCGCCGCCCUGCAGCGCGCCGCGCUCGCCCAGCUCGCCGACCGCGUCGCCGAGGCUGAGGUACGCUGCGCCGCGCUGCAGGCCGACGCAGACUUACUGCGGACACUCGCCGGAGGAGCGGGCAGGGCACUAUCGACAGCGGGCCCAGCGCUACUGUCGGCGGCAGAAACCCUGGCACAGAUCUACCACCACGUGUGCGCCGUCAACGGCACCCAGCCCGAGCGGGUACUGCUGGAGCACGCCGGGCAGUCGGACGCGGGCGCCGGGGAGGGCCGCGGGGCGGAGGCCGAGGCCCUCGCCCUGGCCGCCGGCGAGCUGGAGGGGCUGCGGGCCGCCGCGGGCGUGGCGCGCUCCGCCGACACCCUGCUGGACCAGCUCACGCAUCUACGGACUGCGCUCGACACCGCACUCGACUCCCGGAACAGGCACCAGCCCGUUAUGGACUCAGAGGAGCGUGGCGCAGAGGUAGUAGAGCUACAAGAGCAAGUGAUAAAACUGAAGUCGUUACUGUCGACGAAGCGGGAACAGAUCGCGACGUUGCGUACCGUCCUCAAGUCCAACAAGAACACGGCCGAGGUGGCCCUCGCCAACCUCAAGUCGAAAUACGAGACGGAAAAGAUCAUCGUCACGGAGACCAUGCUCAAACUGAGGAACGAGCUCCGUCUACUCAAGGAAGAUGCUGCUACCUUCUCCAGUCUGCGCGCGAUGUUCGCGGCGCGGUGCGAGGAGUACGUGACGCAGGUCGACGAACUCACGCAGGCGCUGGCCGGCGCCGAGGACGAGAAGAAGACGCUCAACCAACUACUGCGACUCGCCGUACAACAGAAACUUGCGCUCACGCAGCGCCUGGAGGAACUCGAGGUGGACCGCGAGAUGCGCACGCGGCGAGUACCGAAGGCGGGGGGCGGAGGCCGAGCGCGGGGCCGCGACUUCUAGCGACUGGUGGCCGCGCUGAAGGCCGCGGCCGCAGCCCUGCGGGGGCUGCUGGCCGCCCCGCCGCGCGUCUGACACGGCUAGUGACACUAGUGACAUGCUGACACUCCCGGACUCAUUGUUUAUACGUUUUAUAAAAUUUUAAAGUAAUUAGUGCGGCGCGGGACCCUAGGGCCGGGCCGCGGGGGCGGGGCGCGGGCCCCGGACUUGCUGUGAACCGUCAAACUGUGCAGUCGGGCGCCGCCCCCCCGGCCCUACAUACAAUUAAUGGGAUUAAGGUCCCGCGCCGGGUGAACGGUUGAUGUUGUAAUAUUAAAGUUGACUGAUUUUUACUGUGAGGCAGUAGUGCCGGAGCCCCGUGGCCUGACGUAGCUUGACGUAGUUCCACGUGUCGAUGUUACGUCUCCUUCACUUCACCCGCGCGCCACCGAUCCAGAGUUGAUAUCGAAUUUUCCCAAUAUAUCAUCUAUCUAUUGCACUUCGUCAAAUUGAUGUUUAUCGAGUAUUUUUGUAAUAGGAUCAGUGUAUUUUAUUACGCAUAUGAAUUUAUCACCGUUGUUACGAUAUCGCAGUGAACCCCGCGAGCCAGACCCCGCCCCGCGCCCCGUCUGCCGACCAGCGCGGGGUCUGGCGUGCGCUCUACUGACGGAAGCUUUUUUUAUACGUGUGUGAUUAGACGGAGAUUUCGAUGAAACAGUGCGAUGUUAUUUUUUAUGAUAUACAUUAUAUUUAUUGUUCGAAUCUUAUUAUAUUCAUAGAAUCCUCUACUCGAUACGAAUGUUUAGUACGUCCAAAUAAAAUUUCUAAAGAAAAUAAAAAAGAUAUUCGUCGACGUCCAUCCAUUGUGUGCGCAAAAGACUAUGUAAUCUGUUCUGUAGUAGAUACGUUUGUUGUGUUGUUGUGGCCCUCUGCCGAAUACUUUCGUCCAUCUUGUUCUAGUUGUACUCGUAGUGUUUCAGUAUUUUUUGUUAGUGACGUUUAGAUUGUAGUGGCGGGGAGUCGUCCGACCCCCCCACCGUUGAGUUACUCUGCCGUCCCGUGGCCUCGCCACUCGCGUCCAUUUCUUGUCCAACAGCUGGUCGCGCCCCUCUGAAGUAUCGCGCGCAGUACCACGAACUUACAAGCUCCACAUUCGUUGUAACAUGAAAUUGAAUCAGUUUACGUCCUUGUUGCUCAAACACUUGCUCACGGGCGUCGACCAGCGACUCUAUUGAUAAGACAAAAUUUACAAAAAAUUAAAAAAGAUUUUAUUAAGUGUUACGUAUUUAUUGUUUACGUUAUCGGAUGUGAUAUUGGCAGCUUCCCGCGACCGCGCGGUGACAUAGUCGUUGACCCUUCCUAGCGUCUCGGUGACCUUAGGCUAGUUGGACCGUUCCAUGUAGUGUGGGCACUCGCCCGGUAGGUAUUUUUACUGGUUUAGGAUAGAGCUAGAUACAUUAACCUUCAAGUAUACUUAGUAGGUAAUCUAGCGAGUCUCUUCUCGUGUAGUGGAAUUACUUUGCAAUAUUAACUGUCGUAGCGUAAUUAGUUGCAUAGCUCAAUGGCGAGCCGGGCUGAGAGCCGCGGCGCGCCGCAGGACCAUCGCCUUGCAUUUAUUGUUUAUAGAUAUAAUAAUAUAUUGACUAGCUUCCAUUAGAGCAUUCUUCAUGUACUUAAACGAUGGACUUACCAAUUGUUAGCUUUACUAUGUAUUUGUUUGUAAGUAUUAUUUCGUUCGUAGCCUAGCAGCAGACAUCGUUUAUGUAUUGUAUGUAUACAUCUAGUCACCGACACCCGCGCUCCGAACUCUGCUCGGUCUGCGUCGACAUAAUCAUAUUUUUAUACGCUAUUUGUUAUACGACCUCUAUAUUAUUCAUUCGUCUAUAUUUUACGACAGCGUUGAGUUUGCCUCAUCAUGCCCUUGACAUGUUUUUGAAAUCGUUUAUUUGAUUUAGAUAGUAUUGUUGAUUGUUAAUCAGACUAUAUGCUUGGCGGCGGAAAUGUUUCGCCGCUACAUAUUAUGGAGUAUUAGUGCAAUGAAUAUUUGGUUGUUUCAUAGACAUAUAUAUGUUGCAGUGUAUUAGUAUAGCAGUAUUUGUUUAUUGAGGGCAUCGCUCGAUGUCUGCUGCCACUUGCCGGUGGUGGUGAUCACAGCGAUUAACCAAAAAUAAUAUUUUCUUUAUACAUUAUAACAUUUAGAUAAUUAUUUUGCCUAGGCAUAGAUAUUACGUUAUACUAUAUAGAUUAACUAUUGAUUAUGAGUUAUAUUAUUUAAAGAUGAACUUUUGUUAUAAAUGCCCGCUACUUUAUUAUUGUAUUGGAUUGCGACAUGAUUUAGGUGUUGGACAACCUCGAGGCAUGAAUGUUCCCACUUCCGUGGUCUCAUUUUGAUCUGUAGCUGAGUAAAACGUCAAUUAUACUGAAGCUGGGUGCGGCUGCGAGCUUAUAUUAUCAUUAAACGCGUCGUGUGGAAUCAAUGUUCUAAUGUAAUGUGACUUGUGUAACAAUGUGCUUGCCCCCGGGCCCACGCUUUCAUCCUCAAUGCACAGUUUGAUGGUUCACUCUGGAUGCAGAAUACUCAUUGCUUUACUUUCAGACGGCCACUAUUUCUUUGCUAGUGUAAUCGAACCAGAUUACAAGUCUUUUAGAAUCUCUUUCCAAUGAGCUUGUUACAUAAUUAUACCGCGGUGUAUGUAUUCACCGACAGACGCAAUGAACCAGUGCCGGGAACAUAUCAUGACAGAGCGGAUUUAUUUUCACGUGUAAGGCACACCGUGUUGUCACAAUGACUGAUUUGAAUCAUGUAUGAGAAUAAUAAAUUAUAUAUUUAAAACAUA
Messenger RNA from Spodoptera exigua (beet armyworm), 5203 nucleotides. The record is from the annotation of a GenBank genome assembly. Lineage: Eukaryota; Metazoa; Arthropoda; Insecta; Lepidoptera; Noctuidae.